AUGCACACCCUUUCAGAACGAGGAAACUGCGCAUCACAGGUAAGGGCGGUACGGGAAAGACCGAAGCGCCGAUUGGUAGUGACAGUGUUUUGCUGGACAGUUAUCGCUGCAGAUGGUCUGUUGAAGCGCGAUGUCUUCAGGCUCCCAGACCCCUUUGCCAUUAUAACCGCAGACGCGGAACGCAUUCACACUACGAGGAGAAUCAAGGAAAAUCUCAGCCCGUAUUGGAAUGAAAGUGUCGACGUGCAACAUCUCCUCAGCAAUGUUACAGAGUCGUCUGUCAUUGCCGUUCAAGUAUUUGAUCAGAAAAAACUCAGAAGACGUGACCUAGGCUUCCUUGGCAUGGUGAACAUUUCCGUGCGGGAUUGCAUCGAUAUCCAUGACGAAGGGCGAGUAAUGCUCACCCUGGAACUCAAGAAAUCGAUCGACAAUCUGGCAGUACAAGGAAAGCUCAUCGUUCAGUUGUCCACAGACACGAGCGCACCCAUUAUAAACCCUGGAUCAUCUCGGACGACUGGGGGUCCCUUGGGCGCGUUGGAAAGCCUUAACCUGAACCCUUCUGUUCCUUCCACCUCCACAGUCGCGGUUGGGAACACCCGUCCCAUGGGUAAUACUCUCGAGGUUCCGUCUAACCCAGCACCAACAUCGAACUCUCCAGCAACCUCAACCAUUGACCCUCAAAACUCUGUUCGCAGUCGCCGUCCCAGCACGAGCACACCCCGAGCAACCAAUCCGACAGGUGUUCUAUCACCAGUCACGAACGCAACUGUCCCUGCCGCGACUACCCAAUCAGCAAAUGCUGUGCGAAGCUUCAAUCCUCGAGAAGAUCAACAUGGUCCUUUGCCCACUGGGUGGGAACGCCGAAUUGAUCACCUUGGUCGCACUUACUACGUCGAUCAUAACACGCGAAGUACGACAUGGAACAGACCUUCCAAUACCGAAGCGGCGAACACUCAAGCACAGCAAGACGCUGAUGAUGCUCGACUAGAUCAUAACCGUCGUAUUUUGGCGGAUGACCUUUUGGAAACCACCAACGAUCCACGCUCAGGAGUUCACACUCCUGUUGCGGAUGGUGCUGCCUCCGACACCGCCACAGAUGCAAAUCCUGUUCAGACAACUGCUGCAGGCGAGGCGCUGCCUGCUGGAUGGGAAGAAAGACGUACUCCUCAAGGUCGUCCUUACUACGUGGACCAUAGCACGCGAACCACGACAUGGAUCGAUCCUCGUCGGACGCCGGUCCAAAAUCUUAGACAAGAUGGAAACCAAGCCAUAGCGCAGCCUCAGUCUGCUUCCCACCUUGGCCCCUUGCCCUCUGGGUGGGAGAUGCGCCUUACUUCUAGUCAUCGUGUUUACUACGUUGACCAUAACACCAAGACGACGACCUGGGAUGAUCCCCGUCUGCCACAGUCGCUCGAUCAAAAUGUGCCACAGUAUAAGCGUGACUUCCGUCGCAAGCUUAUCUAUUUCCGCUCUCAACCUGUAAUGAAGACUCACCCCGGCAAAUGUGAGAUUAAGGUCCGACGAAACCUCAUCUUCGAGGACAGUUACGCGGAGAUUAUGCGUCAGACUCCAAGCGAUUUGAUGAAGCGCUUCAUGAUCAAUUUCGAAGGCGAAGAAGGUCUCGAUUACGGUGGUGUUUCCCGUGAAUUCUUCUUCUUGCUCUCGCAUGAGAUGUUCAACCCAUUCUACUGUUUAUUCGAGUACUCUGCAGCAGAUAACUACACACUCCAGAUCAACCCGGCUUCUGCAGUGAACCCCGAACAUCUGAACUAUUUCAAGUUUAUUGGAAGAGUCAUGGGCCUCGCCAUCUUUCAUCGUCGGUUCCUAGACGCCUACUUCAUCACCAGUUUCUACAAGAUGAUCCUGAAUAAGAAGAUCACCCUUGCUGACUUGGAAAGUGUUGAUGCCGAACUACAUCGCAGUAUGACUUGGAUUUGUACGGAGAACGACAUUACCGAUAUUAUCUUCGAAACUUUCACUAUGACAGAAGAUCGUUUCGGCGAAAUGGUGACGAUUGAUCUCAAGCCUAAUGGUGCUGGCAUCCCUGUGACAGAGGAAAACAAGAAAGAAUACGUCGAGACUAUCAUUGAGUAUCGUAUCGUUCGCCGUGUCCAAGGCCAGUUCCACGCCUUCAUGUCUGGUUUCGGCGAAUUUAUCCCUCAAGAGCUCAUCAAUGUGUUUGACGGGCGGGAACUUGAACUUCUCAUUGGAGGCAUGUCGGAUAUUGAUGUUGAGGAUUGGACAAAGUAUACGGAUUAUCGUGGCUACGAGCUGAACGAUGAAGUCAUUCAGUGGUUCUGGCAAAUUAUUCGAAGCUGGCCAACCGAGCGGAAGUCUCGCUUACUUCAGUUCGCUACUGGUACGUCGCGUAUCCCCUUCAACGGGUUCAAGGAUCUCCAAGGUUCAGAUGGUCCUCGACGGUUCACGAUCGAAAAAGCUGGAGACCCUAGCCAGUUGCCUAAGAGUCACACUUGUUUCAAUCGCAUUGAUUUGCCACCUUACAAGGAUUACAACACUUUGGAACAUAAGUUGACCCUUGCUGUGGAAGAGACUGUUGGUUUCGGGUUUGUCCUCCCUUUCCAAAUGACUAGACGGCAUCUGACGAUUGCAAUUUCACAGACAAGAAUAGAUGAAUUCAUAUAUUCGAGGAUGUGCAUCAGCAGAUCCUUGCCAGAAUUUCUGCAUUCCUAA
Molecule: messenger RNA, 2691 nt
Organism: Cantharellus anzutake
Lineage: Eukaryota; Fungi; Basidiomycota; Agaricomycetes; Cantharellales; Hydnaceae
Exons: 9
Coding region: 1-2691 (896 amino acids)
Biological process (GO): ubiquitin-dependent protein catabolic process
Molecular function (GO): ubiquitin protein ligase activity; protein binding
Source: RefSeq, a predicted model, not a curated record